This is a messenger RNA of Symphalangus syndactylus (siamang), 2211 nucleotides long. RefSeq names its product cytochrome P450 family 2 subfamily U member 1 (gene CYP2U1). Gene Ontology annotation, cellular component: cytoplasm; intracellular membrane-bounded organelle. Gene Ontology annotation, molecular function: heme binding; steroid hydroxylase activity; iron ion binding. The record is from RefSeq and is a predicted model, not a curated record. NCBI's taxonomy places the organism in Eukaryota, Metazoa, Chordata, Mammalia, Primates, Hylobatidae. Gene Ontology annotation, biological process: xenobiotic metabolic process.
CCGCCCAGGCGUCGCUGAGUGGUGGCGGCGGGGAGAAUGCGCGCGGCGCAGCCAAUCCGGGCGCGCUCUUACGCCCCCUGCCCGCCCCCCGACCUUCCAGCGCAGAGCAGGAUACUGGCGCCGCGGGGCAGGCAGCUGCGUGCGCGUCUCCUCCGGGCAGCAAGGGGAACCCGAGGCCGCCGGCGCCCCGACCAUGUCCUCUCCGGGGCCGCCGCAGCCCCCGGCGGAGGACCCGCCCUGGCCCGCGCGCCUCCUGCGUGCGCCUCUGGGGCUGCUGCGGCUGGACCCAAGCGGGGGCGCGCUGCUGCUGUGCGGCCUCGUAGCGCUUCUGGGCUGGAGCUGGCUGCGGAGGCGCCGGGCGCGGGGCAUCCCACCCGGGCCCAGGCCCUGGCCCCUGGUGGGCAAUUUCGGUCACGUGCUGCUGCCUCCCUUCCUCCGGCGGCGGAGCUGGCUGAGCAGCAGGACCAGGGCCGCAGGGAUUGAUCCCUCGGUCGUGGGCCCGCAGGUGCUCCUGGCUCACCUAGCCCGCGUGUACGGCAGCAUCUUCAGCUUCUUUAUCGGCCAUUACCUGGUGGUGGUCCUCAGCGACUUCCACAGCGUGCGCGAGGCGCUGGUGCAGCAGGCCGAGGUCUUCAGCGACCGCCCGCGGGUGCCGCUCAUCUCCAUCGUGACCAAGGAGAAGGGGGUUGUGUUUGCACAUUAUGGUCCCGUCUGGAGACAACAAAGAAAGUUCUCUCAUUCAACUCUUCGUCAUUUUGGGUUGGGAAAACUUAGCUUGGAGCCCAAGAUUAUUGAGGAGUUCAAAUAUGUGAAAGCAGAAAUGCAAAAGCACGGAGAAGAAGACCCCUUCUGCCCUUUCUCCAUCAUCAGCAAUGCCGUCUCUAAUAUCAUUUGCUCCUUGUGCUUUGGCCAGCGCUUUGAUUACACCAAUAGUGAGUUCAAGAAAAUGCUUGGUUUUAUGUCCCGAGGGCUAGAAAUCUGUCUGAACAGUCAAGUCCUCCUGGUCAACAUAUGCCCUUGGCUUUAUUACCUUCCCUUUGGACCAUUUAAGGAAUUAAGACAAAUUGAAAAGGAUAUAACCAGUUUCCUUAAAAAAAUCAUCAAAGACCAUCAAGAGUCUCUGGAUAGAGAGAACCCUCAGGACUUCAUAGACAUGUACCUUCUCCACAUGGAAGAGGAGAGGAAAAAUAAUAGUAACAGCAGUUUUGAUGAAGAGUACUUAUUUUAUAUCAUUGGGGAUCUCUUUAUUGCUGGGACUGAUACCACAACUAACUCUUUGCUUUGGUGCCUGCUGUAUAUGUCGCUGAACCCCGAUGUACAAGAAAAGGUUCAUGAAGAAAUUGAAAGAGUCAUUGGUACCAACCGAGCUCCUUCCCUCACAGACAAGGCCCAGAUGCCCUACACAGAAGCCACCAUCAUGGAAGUGCAGAGGCUAACUGUGGUGGUGCCGCUUGCCAUUCCUCAUAUGACCUCAGAGAACACAGUGCUCCAAGGGUAUACCAUUCCUAAAGGCACAUUGAUCUUACCCAACCUGUGGUCAGUACAUAGAGACCCAGCCAUUUGGGAGAAACCGGAGGAUUUCUACCCUAAUCGAUUUCUGGAUGACCAAGGACAACUAAUUAAAAAAGAAACCUUUAUUCCUUUUGGGAUAGGUAAAAGUGAAGGAAAGAGGGAAGCGGGUGUGUAUGGGAGAACAACUGGCAAAGAUGGAAUUAUUCCUAAUGUUUGUGAGCCUAAUGCAGAGUUUCACAUUUGCUUUACCUAAGGAUUCUAAGAAGCCCCUCCUGACUGGAAGAUUUGGUCUAACUUUAGCCCCACAUCCAUUUAAUAUAACUAUUUCAAGGAGAUGAAGAGCAUCUCCAAGAAGAGAUGGUAAAAAGAUACAUAAAUACAUAUUCUUCUAAGCAGAUUCUUCCUACUGCAAGGGACAGUGAAUCCAGCAACUCAGUGGAUCCAAGUUGGGCUCAGAGAGGUCAGAAGGAGGGUAGAGCACACUGGGAGGUUUCAUCUUGGAGGAUUCCUCAGCAGGAUACUUCAGCCAUUUUAGUAAUGCAGGUCUGUGAUUUGGGGGAUAGAAACCAAAGUACCUAGGAAACGGGAUAUCUAGAUUUUACUUGCAGUGGCUUCCACCAAUGGGCCGAUCUUCUCAUUUCUUAGUGCCUCAGACAUCCCAUAUGUAAAAUGAGAGUAAUAAAACUUGGCUUCUCUCUA